UCACAUCUCUCCUUUUUAGGCCAAACACCACCCUCCACCAGCCCCUUCGCUCCCCCUAAAAAUAGAAGCAGCAACAUGCAAUUCCCCACACAUUCAAACAGAUAGUAGUCCUGAAGCUGGUGCUCUCCCUGCAGAUCAUCCCCAAUCACCAGAUGAUGGGCCUAUGAGUGAACCAGCAGCCUCUGCAGCAACUGUUACUACAUAAUACCGCCACCGGCCAGCACUGGGAAAGAACUCAAGAAGCCAGCCUCCAAUUCGUACACCAGCUGUGAGAUCCAACAAGCUCGGCUGCUAACUCCACCCAAAGCUAGCUGAUCCAUGGACAUGUCGCCGAACCCCGACAGCCCCUCGUCGGGAGGGGGCAACGGCGGCAUCAGAUCGAGCAGCGGAGGCGCGUCGCCGUCCGUUGGUUCGAUGACGCCGCAGUCGCCGAGCCGAUACGAGGCGCAGAAGCGGCGCGACUGGAACACGUUCGGGCAGUACCUGCGGAACCACCGGCCGCCGCUGAGCCUGGCGCAGUGCAGCGGCGCCCACGUCCUGGAGUUCCUACGCUACCUGGACCAGUUCGGCAAGACCAAGGUGCACGGCGCGGCGUGCCCCUUCUUCGGCCACCCGAACCCGCCGGCGCCGUGCCCCUGCCCGCUCCGCCAGGCCUGGGGCAGCCUCGACGCCCUCGUGGGCCGCCUCCGCGCCGCCUUCGAGGAGAACGGGGGCCGCCCGGAGUCCAACCCCUUCGCUGCGCGCGCCGUCCGCCUCUACCUCCGCGAGGUCCGCGAGCACCAGGCCCGCGCCCGCGGCGUCAGCUACGAGAAGAAGAAGCGCAAGAAGCCGCAGCAGCUGCAGGGAGACGGCAGCGGCGGCCUCCACGGCCACCCCCACCAGCCGCCGCCCCCGCCACCCGCCGGCGCCGCCUGCUGAGCUCGAUCUGAUCGACCCUACGCUCCCUCUCCUAUUUGGCCGGUAUGCCAGAUUGAGCUCGAGCAUCUACAUAUUUUAUGUAUCAUUCAGUUCGCGUAUGAUGAAUGCAUGCAUGCAUGUGCAUGGCAGUGGCUUCCUUCAUGCUGCUGAUCCGUGCACUCUACCUUGAGAAGCACCAGUAGUAAGUAGUGGGUGCUGCUGCCUGCGUGUACUGCAUUGCUUGUGUGCUUCGAUUGGCUUUAGCUUUGGUGUUGUCGAGUCUAUUUGCUUGUAGGAGUGAGCAAGUGUUUGCUGUACUUUGAACAAGAGGAGUGUGUCCUUCGAGUUCUAGCUAGGGACAGGGAGAUACAUAUAUGGAG
Messenger RNA from Panicum hallii, 1277 nucleotides. RefSeq names its product protein G1-like4. The coding region runs from base 319 to 918 and encodes 199 amino acids. The record is from RefSeq and is a predicted model, not a curated record. Lineage: Eukaryota; Viridiplantae; Streptophyta; Magnoliopsida; Poales; Poaceae. The transcript has 3 exons. Gene Ontology annotation, biological process: response to light stimulus; mRNA transcription. Gene Ontology annotation, cellular component: nucleus.